GGUUAGGUGGACCGCGCGAGGAGGGAGAAGAGGACAGUGGGGCAGGCUGGUGUCGAGGUGCCAGACACGGGCAGGGAGAAGAGGGCUUGGCAGACCACGAUUGUCGAGAUGUACGCCAGGGAGAAGUUGGCCGAGUUCCAUGACGCGUGGCUUCAGUGGAUCUACGUGAAGAAGUUGCCAUUCAACGCCUUCCGUGGUCCGGAGUUCCAGAGGGUGCGACAGGCAGCACAGAGAGUGCCUUGCUCUAUCCAGUUCCGUUUUCCCUCCUUCAGGGUUACAUCGGGGGCCGAUAUCCCUUCGCAGAGGGCGAAGGUGGCGACGAUGGUGAGUGAGGAGCGCGCCACUUUUCGGCACAGCGGUGCCACUAUCCUUUCCGACGGGAGGAAGUCGUGCAGCGGCAAGCCGCUCGUGAACUUCCUGGCAGGGGGCGCCAAUGGCGCCCUGCUGUACGCCACCGUUGCACGUGAUGGGUCGGUCCGAGACACAACGGACGUCGUGUACCGUAGGUGGCGGGCCAUCAUCUUAUUCUUUCCUGCAAAGGACGUGAUCGGCUUCUGCACAGAUUCCGCCAGUUACUAUAUGGCGGCAGCGCGCAGGGGGGACAGCGAGACCGAGCGGUGUGCAGUGCGGUGGUUCGAGCAUGGACGUGCCCACCCGGAGUUGCACACCAUCGCCAUCCAUGUGAUGCACUUGUGGACGCCUGCCUCUCCAGCGGAGAGGAACUGGGCGGAGCAGGAGCUCAUCAGCACGGCGAGGCGGUGCAAGCUUGGGUUCGCCAAGCUUGCACAACUGGUUGAGAUUGCCACCAAUCUCAAACUGGCGUCGUGCGCACGGCAGGGUGGUGGCUACGUGUUGCCAUGGGUUAUGGGGAGCGGUCGGGGGGGGACAACGGCAGAGGAGGAGGAUGAGGAGGGAGAUGUGGAGCCCGAGGUGUGGGGAGCGCGACCUGAUGGCAGUGUUCCUGAGCAGGAGAUUCACCGGCAGAUUGUCGCUUUCCGUGACAGCCGACCGUCCAGAGCCCGUUCGGUUCAGGACGUGUUCGGCAGCAGAGCGACGAAGCUGCGACCGUGGCCGGAGGGUGGGGAUGUGGACGCUGCUGCGGCAGACGACGACAUCGACGACGACUGGAUUGACGUUGAUGACACGCCGCAGAGUCGCGACCCGACGGCUGAGCGAGUGUACUGCACUUACGGUGGGGGUCAUGACGGCACAGAUUCAUUCACAUCAGUUAUCACUGGUGCUGUGUCGUCGACUGCGCCGGCGAGUGGCAGCAGCAGAGCCGGCGGUGGUCAUGGAGGACGUUCGCAUGCGGAGGUUCGCGAGGACGACUCGGAGGAGCAUCAGCCACGGGGAGGUCUUUGGCACACAGGCAGGCGUUGGGAGGUUAGGAGCGACAGCGAGGCGGAGGGGGAGGCCGAGGAUGAGGAGGUUCACCUUCGCUAUCGUCGCUUCUCUCCCUCCCAUCAUCCGAUCUCUGCACAGCCCGAGGGGGAGCCACUUAGGCGUUCGGAGAGGUUGGCGUCGGCAGCAGGCAGAGACCGGACACAUGACGGCGAGGAUCGUGGGGGAAGAGGACUCCUUUCAACUACGGUAUCCGCCCCCGCUCGCCAUUUGAGUGUCGAGGGACGUCGACGUGCCUCACCGCAGGAUGUGCGCACAGACGCGGACGUUGAGCGGAGCCCUGUUGAGACUGAGGAGGAGAGGCAUGCCCGUUUGGACCGAGAGGAGGAGGAGUGGCUGAGGACUUUGCCACGGUGGGAGGGUCAGUUCGCGUAUCUCGACGAGCAGCAUCGACAGAGGGACCUGGAGACAAGAGGGGAGGGGAGUCGUGACGUCGACGACUCCGGUGUCCCUGAGGAGGCGGUUCAGGGCGAGUUCGAUUAUGAGGGGCAAGAUGCCGCCGUGGGUGUCCCUGAGGGGCAAGAUGUUGUCAUGGGCGGUGGGUCUCCUAGUGGGGGCCGUGGCGACAGCGAGACCGUGGGUGAUGAGGGACAGGGUGCCACAGCGUGCGACAGAGGAGAGGGUGGACCCGGUGGAGAUGGGGAUACCGUGGGUGCCGGUGGAGCCGAUGGACCGGACGGUGACGAUGACGACGACCACGGUCCGGAGGACGAUCCAGAUAGGCUUGCCUUGGUGUUGAGGGACCCCACAGUGCCUCCCAUGCGCCCAUACGGCACAGCGCACACUUUCUUCGACGCCGACGCUUUGGCCCAUGCGUUGAAAGAUGACCCUUUCGCACACAUGGGCCGCAAGAGCGGCAAGAGCAGGCCCCUGGGAGGGUAUAUUCACCGCCGCCGUUCACAGUGCAGAGCCCUCACUGGUCUGGUUCGUCGCUCAGCGGCGUUAGAGGGAGGGAGUCUGGUGCGAGUGAGGUGGGGUCCGGCAGACGCAGCGACGACGACAAAAUAGUGCAGGAUCGAUGCCUCCGAGGCCCGCAUGGACUCCGGAGGGCAGUGUCGACAUCGGGGACCGGACGAUGGCACCCGGAGUUGC
This is a messenger RNA of Chara braunii, 2493 nucleotides long. NCBI's taxonomy places the organism in Eukaryota, Viridiplantae, Streptophyta, Charophyceae, Charales, Characeae. The record is from the annotation of a GenBank genome assembly.